AUGAUCGCUCCUUCUCCAAGCUGGUUCGUUGGUGUGGAUGCCGUGCCCCUUUGUAUUGGCAACGCGUGGGUCCAAUCCGCAGUCUAUGACAUCACCGCAUGGGACUCUGGUGCAGAUGGUGGUCGUAACUACACGUCUCCCGAUGACACACUCACACCAUACAAGAUCACCCGUCGUAUCCGCUCCACUCGUGGCACUAACGUCUUCAACGACAAUGCCGAUGACUCCAAGCCCAUGGCACGCCUUUACAUUGACCUGAAGACGCAAGACGUUGGUUUCGAAAACCGGAGCCGUGCCUCCACAUCCCUGCCUACAUGCAGCAAGUGCUCUGAAACAUGCUCCGCCGAGAGUUAUGACUGGACUAUCAACAAACCGGUUUCUCAGACUCUAGGCACUUCGUCCGCCGGCAGCGCUACUUUCUCCGCCCUUGCUUUGCUGUUCUGCAUUGUAGCUGCCAUGCUUGCCUGAGCCGGCAGUUGUUCGCCUACCAGCAACUGCCUGUUAGCGGGUAUGUUGUGUA
Molecule: messenger RNA, 520 nt
Organism: Sycon ciliatum
Lineage: Eukaryota; Metazoa; Porifera; Calcarea; Leucosolenida; Sycettidae
Exons: 3
Coding region: 1-468 (155 amino acids)
Biological process (GO): cell adhesion
Cellular component (GO): extracellular matrix
Source: RefSeq, a predicted model, not a curated record